This is a messenger RNA of Artibeus jamaicensis (Jamaican fruit-eating bat), 7339 nucleotides long. RefSeq names its product L-lactate dehydrogenase A-like 6A. Gene Ontology annotation, cellular component: cytoplasm. The record is from RefSeq and is a predicted model, not a curated record. The coding region runs from base 462 to 1607 and encodes 381 amino acids. Lineage: Eukaryota; Metazoa; Chordata; Mammalia; Chiroptera; Phyllostomidae. The transcript has 2 exons. Gene Ontology annotation, biological process: carboxylic acid metabolic process. Gene Ontology annotation, molecular function: L-lactate dehydrogenase (NAD+) activity.
GCGAGCCCUGGGCUGGGGCUCCCUGUACGCAUGGUGUGGGGUUGGCGUGAUCAGCUUCGCCGUCUGGAAGGCUUUAGGAGUUCACAGUAAGCCGUUAUGGGAUUUUGCUUCGUGCAGACUCAGUGACAACCGAGGGGCGGCCAACGGCCCCCGGCCUCGCGCAGACGCAGUGACACCCUGAGGGGCGGCCAACGGCCCACAGCCUCGCGCAGACGCAGUGACAACCGAGGGGCGGCCAACGGCCCACGGCCUCGCGCAGACGCAGUGACACCCUGAGGGGUGGCCAACGGCCCACGGCCUCGCGCAGACGCAGUGACACCCUGAGGGGUGGCCAACGGCCCACGGCCUUGCGCAGACGCAGAGCCAAGCCGAGGGGUGGCAAGCCGUCGAAGCGCUGUCCCUCUGCUCCUGAAAGCUUGCGUGCCACAUUCUUCCAUUCUCUUCCCCCGCCUUUUGACCGGAUGGCUGGGAGCUGGCAUCUGCUGUGGGCCGGCCGGAGGGUGGGCGCUGCGAGAGCGACUUUCCUGAGUCUGGGCAUGGCACCGUGUCCCCGCCCGCUGGCCUGCACGCCACUCCGACGCCCGUGGUCUGUCACCCCCGUGUCCAGGAUGGCGACUGUCAGGGGCGAGCUGAUGAAGAACUUGACUUCGGAGGCGGCCGUUCCUCACAAUAAGGUGUCCAUUAUAGGGACCGGCUCCGUGGGCAUGGCCUGUGCCAUCAGCAUCCUGCUGAAAGGCCUGAGUGACGAGCUGGCCUUGGUGGAUGCCGCGGAAGGCAAGCUGAAGGGCGAGACCAUGGAUCUGCAGCAUGGCAGUCAGUUCGUGAAAAUGCCACACGUCGUCGCCAGCAAGGAUUACCUCGUCACCGCCAACUCCAGCCUCGUGAUUAUCACGGCAGGAGCGCGCCAGGAAAAGGGGGAAACGCGCCUCAAUUUAGUCCAGCGCAAUGUGGCCAUCUUUAAACUGAUGAUUUCCAGUAUUAUCCAGCACAGUCCGCACUGCAAGCUGAUUGUUGUCUCCAAUCCGGUGGACAUCUUAACUUACGUAGCGUGGAAGUUGAGUGGGAUGCCCAAAAACCGUGUUAUUGGAAGUGGUUGUAAUCUGGACACUGCUCGUUUUCGUUUCUUGAUUGGGCAGAAGCUCGGGAUCCACCCCGAAAGUUGCCACGGGUGGGUCCUUGGAGAGCACGGCGACUCCAGUGUUCCCGUGUGGAGUGGGGUGAAUGUCGCCGGUGUCCCUCUGAAGCAUCUAAACUCGGACAUAGGGACCGAUAAAGACCCUGAGCAGUGGAAAGAUGUCCACAAAGAUGUGAUUGCCAGUGCCUAUGAGAUUAUUAAAAGAAAAGGCUAUACUUCUUGGGCCAUCGGCCUUUCUGUAGCUGAUUUAACGGAAAGUAUCUUGAAGAAUCUUAGGAGAGUGCAUCCAGUUUCCACCAUGAUUAAGGGUCUCUAUGGAAUAAACGAAGACGUGGCCCUCAGUGUGCCUUGCAUCCUGGGAGAGAGUGGAAUCUCGGACCUUAUCAAGGUCAACCUGACCCCGGAAGAAGAGGCUCGUCUGAAGAAGAGUGCAGAAACACUUUGGGAGAUUCAGAAGGAUCUCAAGUUUUAAAGUUGCCACAACUACUGUUCUGGAGUUAUUGAAGAAGAGAUAGAAGUUGUAUAUGUUAAUUUUAAAUAAACUUAGAUUCCUAAAAGUUGGGACAGGAUGGGGUAGAAUGACUCCCGUUUGUUUAGCCUCCCAGCUCUUUUAUUUAGCAUCUGGUUCUGUUUCUUUUUAAACAUUUCCUAAUUGACUGCAUCAAUGGUGUUUUUGUACCACUGAUGGACUAGUACUUACCUUGAGUUUAUAUGUGGUUGCCAUUUGACCCAAAGGAAUGUGGAGUGUAGGUAUUUUUUGUGUUAUAGAAAUAUUCUUUUGUUCUAGCUGGCUGACAUACUAUUUCAUCUAUUUAUAUACUAUUUUUUUAAAGUUGUAAUUUGAUCUACAAUGUAAAAAUAAAUGUAUAGAAGUACUUUCUGUAAUGGAGCCAUCAGCUGUCUUCACUCUCCUGUGGAAGCCUAUCAGAGGGCCUUCACAACAGCAUCAUGGAAAGGUAGCUGCACGUAGGGGCUGUGCUUUAGUGUGUUUCUGUGUGAGUGUGUGUGGUGUGGGUGCUGUGCACACCCCAUGCCAGAGAAGCAGAAUCGUUAGGUUAGAAUAUGAAAAUAAUAGCAAUCAGGUUGUGGCUGUUAUGAAGUGUUUAAAUGCAGUAAAAAAUAUAUAAAGCUUUUAGGAAGAGGCCUGACAAUCAGAGGUGGUACAAUUACUGUCAUUUAUUUGGCAGAGAAAGGAAACAUCCCAAAAUUGUUCAGUUACUAAAAAUAAUGCCUGAUUGAAAUAAUUUUACCACUGCCUCUGAGAUCAUGACCUGUUAGCAUUUUAAAUCAGGAAGCAUGUUCUAAGUUGUUCUCAUUGGGCCGAGGCUCGGCCCUGGGCCACACACUCCAGGGUCAUCUGUGUUGCUCAGUUUAUCUCACGUUAAUGGAAAGCUUUUGCUUUUGAAUUGUGCCCUGUUGUUAAUCAUUGUCAAAAAAAUUGGCCAAUUCCAUAAGUACUUUAGGGACUAUAAGUCUCAAAAAGUUACAUGUCCCAUUUUUAUUCCUAAAUUAGUUGACUUUACAACAGAUUUUAGACUUUAUACAUGUGAUACAGUGAGCAUUUGGGAGAAAGUGAACCUUUAGCUAAAUGAUAGUUUUGUAGCUUAGAAAGUGGACAUUUUAAAAAUGUGUGUUAGCUUUUCUAAUGCAACUGAAUAUUAAAUAAACAUAUGGUAUGUUCAAUCAUACCUUAGGAUCCACGUGGAUAUCAACAGGCCUAAUCAAAAGUGAAGGGUACUAGCGUCUGCUGUAUACACUAAGCCAAUUCUGCUCUAGUUGAAUUCGUAGACAUAGGACAGUGAUCUGUCCCGCAAAAAUGACCCUUUACUGUGCCAAUCAAAGUUCCCAUACGAUUUCACUGAAAACAUGUAGAAAUGUUCUGAUUCCUCACGAAGCAAUGUCAUAGCCCCCCAAAGUGGGGAGGGUGGUCGUAAGAACUGUGUAAGCUCAGCCUCACAGAGUUUCUCUUCUCCUUGGUCCAGCCCUUGAGGUUUUGUGCAGCCACGUUUCAGCCGAAUGCUACACUGAAGGGCACGGGAGCCUGCCUUACAUCUGUUUUGCAGUUCUCUCCACCAUUAAUGUCAGGAUAGGUUGGGCUACGCUGCAGUGAAAAACAGCCUCCAAAUGUGUGGGUUAAAAUAAAAGUUUAUUUCUGUCUCAUGUAAAAUCCGCUCUGGGUUUACACGACGCCUUAGAGAAGCUGCCCACAAGCCAGCUCGGUACCUCAGGUUUCCUUUCUCUCGAGGCUCCGCCACAGCCACACCGGUUUCCCUGGUUGCUCGGGAAAGGGGAGAGGGGCCUGGAGACCCAAGCAGCUGUCGUGGCUUCGCCCUGGAAGUGACACACAUUUCUACUCACAUUUGAUUUGCUAGCACUGCUCACAUGGUUACCUAACUUCAAAAAGGGUAAAGAAACAUCACGCUUCUGUAUCCACAAGUAGGAGGCUGGUAAUAAUCUGCACGCCAUUCUAAAUAAAAUGGUGACCACUGCAAGAGGUAUAUACGUUUCUAGAGUGAUUUUUAGUGACAGCUCAUACAUAGUAGAUGUUCUGGAGGUACCAUCUUGCCAGGUCACAGAAGCAGGGUGACUGUCAAGAGCAAGCCCUGGACACCCACUACGCAGUUGUGCUUACUGCAGACCACGUCAGUACGAGUGGGUUCGCCUCCGUGGCCUCAGUUUCUCCAUGUGAAGUGGUCCUCGCUUCUGCCACAAGGAAUUUUGAAGGCUAAAUAAUAGCGUGAGGUCUGGUACAGUGCCUGGCUUGUAAGUGGCCCCAGGUGGCAGACAUUAUUUUUUCUGUUCAGGUAACAUUUAAGUUUUAUUCUGUUUUAGUUUAUUAAGAAGCUGAAUUCCCAGGUUCUUCAAAGUUAUCAAUGGUGCUGUAGUUAUCGACAUGUCCAAAGGCUUUUUCGUCCAUCAGUCCCACAAAGCUCUCGUCCUCAUUCUAAUCCCAGCCCCGAGGCAAGCAGCACACCUGCAAGCGAGGAAAUUGGGCUGGUCCACAGCAGAGACGCUUUAAAACUUGGAGCUUUUAAUUCUAGUAGCUGCCUGUGUAGUAGAAUCCAUGAUGUAAGGAUUUUUUAACUUAAAUGGGGGGCAUAUCCUGGAGCUUUGUACAAUUGUUCAGCACACCACAUAUCAGACCAAAAGUUUUCAGACUCUUUCCCCGUCAGGACAUGCGUGGUACAUGCACAGCAUACCCCAGGCGGUGCUCCUGGCACACUGGCUCUCUGGCCUUUCAGGAAGCUGCUGAAAUGUGAGUGAGUGACAUUAUCAGAGAUCCAGUCUUGAAUUGUUCUACUAUCUAAAAAGUCAAUUGUAUCUGUUCUUCAGAAUGUGCAGACUAGGGGCAAAUUUCUGGACAUCAUGACAUCCCCUUUAAGAAUUGCUGCCUUGGAUGUAGGUACCAUCUGAUGAUAUUAGAACCCUGAAUUUUUGGACACGAACACUGAUGCUUUAAGGGAGCUGAGGGUGUGCCGUUGUCUUUAUGGAGAGCGGCCCCUAGCAGGGCGCUGUGCACAGCAGUGCCGCUUUGCAGGGCAGCCCUCUGGCCCGUAGCCUUGGGAGAGUCCUCUUUGCUAAGAGGGAAGGGAAUUGACCCCAGAGUUUAGAAAAUGCUUCAGAAUAAAACUGACUUGCUGGAUGGAGACACGAGUUCCCAGCAUGCCCCAUCUUCACCGGAUUUUGGGGUACAGAGUAGGGGGUGCUUCUGUGGCAGUGGCUGUGAUUGUUAUCGUGGAAUGCAGUACGUUUAUAACCAGGUUUGCCAAAAUGUGCGCAGGCCCUGAAUCUUUUCAAGCACAGUUUUAAGCAGGGGGUGUUCUAUGGGCCUGCAAGAAGAAUAUCACUGAUAAGACCGACGCCUUCUGUGAACUGUGUAUCAGAAAUUGAUAUAGGUGAAAAAAACAAGGGUUUUCAUUUACUGUGCAUGUAAUAUAAAUUGUAUAAGCUGUAAAACCUUCUAUGGAGUCCCAUUGUUUAAAGCAACUGGAGGCCUUGUUCAUAACUUCAGUGUCGACUCUGGCUUUCCAUUCCCACUGCUGUGAAACUAAAGAACAGGGCUGAAUGGCGUUCUUUAUCCCACUUGCCUCUCUCCCUUUACCUUGCUCUGAAGCCUAUCUGUUCCUAGUGGGCUGUUCUGAGAUAUGAUUCCUUCUAGUGGUUCAGUUACUCACUCAGGACCCUGGGAACACAUGAAUAAUACAACACUUGAGAAAUGAGAGGGCAGAAAAAAUUGUGUCGAGAGGAGGAAAUGGGAACAGAACCGUGCUGAUGUAGGGCAGCCGCCCUCUCCUCGUCUGCCCGGGCCUCCUGAGCAUCUCCCAGGCUCAUCCUUCCAGGCUCCCUGUCACUGAGAAGGCGGAAGGGCAGGCAGUUCUGUGCACGCGCCGGCUCUUGGACACUCCAGCUGAAAGCUGUGUCAUCGGGCUCAGCUGUGCCAGCCGUGCAACCAGAAAAGCGAAGGGAGAGAACCAGGAAGCACCUUGCAAACCCGAGCCAGAGAGACGUCUGUCUCUCCACUCAGAAAGCCUCAGGCACGUCUCCUCGACAGGGGCACCUGGUGUUUUGGACAAAGCAAUUAUUUUUUCAUGUGCCAUCCUGGACAUUUAGCAUCCGUGCCCCUCAAAAGCAGAGUAGUAAUCCCCUGUGACUGUGACAACAAAAAGGUCUACAUCAUCAGUCCCUUCCCAGAGGUGCAGUACUGCCUCCAGUCAAGGACCUCCAGGAGGGGUUCAUCACGGUGCAGACUCGAGAGCUCCGUGGGAGAGGGGGCUGGACAUCCCGCGGGUCUGGGACCUGCCGUUGACACGGUUGGCACGGACCUCCUACAGACCACCUGUGGUGGGUAACCUAUGUAUCUUCUAGUGUCGGUGUUUAAACCAAAACAGUGUAUAACUGUAGAAUAAUGCUUUCAAUAAACAUGCCACACUAUUUAUAUCCACGUAUGCUGUGAUCAGAACCAUAGCACAGGUAUUCUGAUGACGCCGUAAGGAAGUAGUUCAUGAUAUGGAGCACUCACCACAUGCUAGGUGCUGCGCUUUGCACGUGUCAUCUCUCUCAAGCCUCACGACACUGUAGGCGGGGAAUUAUGUCCACUGCACACCUGGGAACUACUGCUUACAGUGAGCAGCUUUCCCGGGUGCUGGCCUCGGAUUUGAGCAGAGAGGUCUACCAGAGCCCAUGCGGCUAACAGCAGUGCUGAGAUGACCGGAAUGAAUGCCUACGAAUUUACCGCUUCCAAACAAGAGGCACACCCUGAAUUUGGAAACCAAGUAAGGAUUCAGGUUCAAAUUAAAAUAAAUAAGACAGAAAACUGUACUUGAACAAUAAUUAAAUUUUAAAAAUGCUUAAAAAUAAAAUAAAUAAGCAUCCCCAUUAAAAAAAGAGGUCGACUUUCAAAACAACCAUUGGAAGAAGUGAGGUGCUGCUGAGUCCCGGGUGCCUCACACACCCCAUCAGGGAGACCUGUACCCUGGGCACGCACAACUGGGAUACGGCAUCGGACAGGACUGUCUAGAUUACACAGAACCAAAGCGCACAUAGUAGUACCAUCUAAUCUAAAAAUCAUCCAGCCCCCGUAAAUCAGUGUUCCCCCCGCGGGCGGUGUGCAUUGUAGGUAGAGCCAGGCGCCCCAUGACGACCCUGGAUAUGAAGAUCUUCCAGCCCCCCUCCCCCUGCCUGCAGACUCCAGAUCAACCUCUCCUGGUGAAACCUCUCCCUGCGUCUUUCAACACUGGCUGGCACGUAAAAACGUUCUAGUUUGUCUGCCAUUCACCGAUUCAUUCUUUUAUUAACCCCCUAGUAAGUUUCUUCUCUCCACCCCUCUCUGGCUCUAAGAUUCUUCUCACUUGGACCAGCCUGACUGAGUAUGUCCGUGGGUUUAGCUAGUCAAAUCUCAUGCUUGGCUGCAUCUUUACGUGUGAAGGCCAGCCGUGCACACAAAACUACUGUGGGGAGCCUGUGCGUCCCAGAUUCGGAGUGGAGGUGUAUGUCAUUCAAGGCCCAGUAGAUGGAUAUUUAGAAGAAGAAAAGAGGUGUAUCUCAUUUUCCUUCAGAGUGGCCAGGACACAGUUCCUACCUUUUGUUGGUCUGCCUUUGCUCUUGUAGCCUCGAGCAGUGAAGUGCCCUCCAGUCACCAGCCACAGCCUCUCUGACUGUUUGGCACCCUUCCCUUCUUUUAACAUUUGACGAUGGACUUUUUCC